Messenger RNA from Ostrinia nubilalis (European corn borer), 3062 nucleotides. RefSeq names its product focadhesin-like. Gene Ontology annotation, biological process: regulation of post-transcriptional gene silencing. The record is from RefSeq and is a predicted model, not a curated record. The transcript is spliced from 17 exons. Lineage: Eukaryota; Metazoa; Arthropoda; Insecta; Lepidoptera; Crambidae. The coding region runs from base 87 to 3062 and encodes 991 amino acids.
UGUUUGGUUCGGACGAAAUGCUCACAUUUCUAUAUAAAAUCAAUAAUUACUGAAAAUUACUCUGAAAGUGUAGUUCCAAACUAUAAAUGGAUGAAAUAGAGUAUAAGCUGAACACCAACAAUAGCGUUUUGGUGGUGAACGCGGUUGAGAAGCUGAUAUCCUUGAUAAAAGCAAAGUUUAAACCGGCUGAUCGAAAGAAGUUUGUUUUGGAGAAUGAAGAGCUGAAGUUUUUGAGAGGAAAAUGUUCUGCAAGAGGUACAGUGGUCAGCCUGACGGCGUGUCAAGGGCUGCUGGCGCUGGUGGAGCUGGGAGUGCUGGAAAUUGGCCACACGAUGUCGACGAUUGUCACGUUGCUACCGACUGCUAGCAACUACUCAGCCAUAAUCUCGACCAUGGCUGGGCUCCUCAUCCUGGACCUGAAGUCCCGGCUGGUCCCGGGUCAGCCAUACAAGUGCCAGUUCUCCUUGAAGUCUCCGCAGCACCCAUUCAUCACAGUACUGGAGAAGAACAAAGCAGUUGAGGAUGAGAUCCUGACUCAGAUGCAUGCGUUGUGCACACACCCGGAUUAUAUAGUGUCGUCCAACAGCUUGGAGUUGCUUCGUCCGGUGUUCCUGUGGCUGGCCAUCCAACCAGGGCGCGGCGCCCGAGCCUGGCCGCUGCUGCUCGCGCUGCCGCCGUCCAGCGCGCACCUCAGCCUGCUGCUGUCCUGCCUGAGCUGCCAGCGGAUCUGCAGCCCCUUGUCCGUGGAGCGUGCGUACGACGCGUACGCCGCGGUGGCAGCCACGGCCAUCAACCGCUGCGACCGCGCGUACGUUGUGGCGCUGCUGCCCAUGCUCGCCAGGAUAUCUAAUGAGCUCAUAAAGCAUGGUCGCGAUCCUCGGCCAUGCUACAGCCUGAUGGAGCGCUGCGUGGGCACAGAAGCCGCCGAGCUUCGCAACGUGGCUAGUCUGACACUCAUGCUGCUAGCCGACAACCUACCUCUCACCUCGGCACUGUAUCUACACGAGCUCUUCAACUUGUGCCUGAACAUAGCGAGCAAAUACAAAUGCUCCAGCAUUUCUCUCAGCGCAUUCGUGGCUCUCUCCCUCCAAUGGCUUCACAUGCCGUCCUACCUCACCUCCUCUGCCCUCAAAGUUGGCGCCAAAAUACUUGACCUCUACCAAUCCAACGACUUCGAAGACCGACUGGACAUGCCCAACUUGAGAACGAACAAAAUUUUCGAUGAAUUAAACAAUAUAGAUGGCAGACUGAACACGAUGUUUAAACUUACCGAAAUAUGGGAGAGGAUUAGAGAUAGCGAGGAUAGCUUGAAGAGUUGGCUGGAGGCUAUCGAGAGGGUGGAUGGAGCUAUGAAGUUGGAGAUGGUGGUGUUUCUGAUAGCAGUCGCUAUGGAGAGGAGAGAGGAGAAGUGGUAUGAAGAAAUAGUUGUGAGGGCAUUGCGCAUCGUCGUGGACACUGUAGACAUAAAGAAGGAGCUAUCGGUUCUCCUCUUACCGAUCCUCACGUACAAGAUAGCCCGCGACAAGUCGCCACUGGUCCGCAUGGAGUGCCUCAAAGCGCUGCCCCUUAUGGCCAGAACUAAAGAAAACGUGCCGAGUAUAGUCGCGGUGCUGACUAAGCUAAGGACUGGCAAGGGUGUGUCUACAUCGACUCUAAUCACGCUGUACGCGAGCCUUGCUGAGACACAGGUCCGGUGUUUCCCGUACCUACAAGAGUUGCUGGCAGAGUCGGUGGUAGGUCGCCCUGAUGAGCUGAAAUGGGAAAUGGAUGUGGCCAAGGCGGCUGCCGUCAGCCGCAUUUGUGAGACCAGGCCAUCCACCCACGGCCUGGAAUUAGUCCCGACCAUAUCGUCAGUGCUCAACCGCUGCACAGACAAGGCGGGCUCGGCGUCGACGGCGCUAGUGCUGGGCGCGCUGGCGGCGCUGUGGCGCGGCGCCGCCGUGGCUCCCCCGGGCACGUGGCGCGCGCUCGAGCCCAAGCUGGCCAGGGACAACAGGCUCACCGUGCAGAUCAGCAUAUGCAAGCUCCUCUCAGAAGUGCCUACCCUCCGCGUGGAUACGCCGGAAUACGACCGCCUCGUAUCGGACGCGGCUCGCAAGCUGUGGAGCUACAUGGCGGAUUCCCAUCAACCUGCCAUGGUGGAAGCAGCUUGUGACGCGCUGGCUAACUACAACGUGGAAGACUUUAAGCUGAAGGACAUUCCUGAGAUAUACAGGAGUACGGUGAAGCUACCAGCUUCGUACUGCAAGACGCCGGCCGACGCGGCGCGCAAACCUGAGGAUGUGCUCGACUACAUACCUUGUGAGGUGUGGCCAGAGGUCUUCAAAUACACGAACCAAGAAGCCCUAAGCGGGGUGGAGCGUCUCUGCACGGCGCUGGUAGCGCGCGAGGUUCGAGGGUUCCGUAGCGGCGUCUACCAGCCCGACGCGCGUACGGAACCCCAUAAUAUGAGCUACCUGCCUAACACCAGCGUGUUGAGGGGACUCAUGGACUGCUUCAAGAAGCAGCGUGUUGAGGGGACUCAUGGAUUGCUUCAAGAUGCAGUUAAGAUAGAGUUCAGUGUAGUGGGACUAUAUCUGCGAGGGUUCCGUAGCGGCGCCUACCAGCCCGACGCGCGCACGGAACCCCAUAAUAUGAGCUACCUGCCUAACACCAGCGUGUUGAAGGGACUCAUGGACUGCUUCAAUAAGCAGCCCGACGCGCGCACGGAACCCCAUAAUAUGAGCUACCUGCCUAACACCAGCGUGUUGAGGGGACUCAUGGACUGCUUCAAGAAGCAGCGUGUUGAGGGGACUCAUGGAUUGCUUCAAGAUGCAGUUAAGAUAGAGUUCAGUGUAGUGGGACUAUAUCUGCGAGGGUUCCGUAGCGGCGCCUACCAGCCCGACGCGUGCACGGAACCCCAUAACAUGAGCUACCUGCCUAACACCAGCGUGUUGAGGGGACUCAUGGACUGCUUCAAGAAGCAGCCCGACGCGCGCACGGAACCCCAUAAUCUGAGCUACCUGCCUAACACCAGCGUGUUGAGGGGACUCAUGGACUGCUUCAAGAAGCAGGUCAAAUAG